AAUAGGAGAGCAGAAAGCUUAGAGACCAAGGCCCUUUGGAGGCAAACAAAGAUGAUGCUGGGAGGACGAGGAGGAGGAGGAGGAGGAGAUGGGGACGCCCUGAGCGGGCGGAUCGCGAUGAUUGCGGGGCUGCCGCCGCAGCCGAACAGAUCUUGGCAGCAGCAGCAGCAGCAGAUGAGGAUGGGGAAGGAGGAGAAGGUGGCGCAGGCACAAUGGAGCGAGUCGGAGACGAGGGAGCUGAUCGGUAUCAGGGGGGAUCUGGAGCGGGACUUGACGGUGGCAAGAUGGAACAAGACCCUCUGGGAGGCGGUGGCCGCCCGGAUGAGGGAGAAGGGCUACCGCCGCACCUCCGACCAGUGCAAGUGCAAGUGGAAGAACCUCGUCAAUCGCUACAAGUUUGGCUUUGUUACCCAGGAUACAGAGACAGCUGAUCCAGAAAACGGCAGGCAAUGCCCAUUCUUCGAAGAGCUUCAUGCGGUAUUCACGGAACGGGCAAGAAACAUGCAGCGCCUCCUCCUAGAGUCUGAAUCCAGUGCCUCGCAUUCGAAGAAGAAACUAAAGAGGCUCGGUGUGGACCGAUCCUCCGGUGAAUUCUCUGAGGAUGAUGAUGAGGAUGAUGAGGACAGCGAUGACGAGCACCUCUCGAAGGGCAGAAAGAAGAAGGCUGAUAAAGGGGCACAUCAGCAGCAGCGGACAAAGGCAUCCGGCGGCAUCCAUGAGCUGCUGCAGGAGUUCUUGCAGCAGCAGCAGCGUGUGGAGGUCCAGUGGAGGGAGUUGAUGGAGAGGAGGGCCCUGGAGCGCCGGGCUUUCGAGCAGGAGUGGCGGCAGUCAAUGGAGAAGCUGGAGAGGGAGAGGGUGAUGCUGGAGCAGGCAUGGAGGGAGAGGGAGGAGCAGAGGAGGAUGAGGGAAGAGAGCAGGGCAGACAAGAGGGAUGCACUUCUAACCACCCUGUUGAAUAAGCUCAUCCAGGAUGACUUCUGAGAGAGGCUGGGAUUGUCGGAUUGUUUGCUUGGUCUCUCUAUUUGUCUGGGGCUUGGAGUUUCGCAGUUGAUCUUGAGGAAGCUUAGGUUAGGCUUGGACACAGUAUCAUAUGUAUGUUUUUUUUAUGCUUACACACAGCAUAGAUGUAAGUUUUUUUUUUUUCCCUUUGUUUCGAAUACUUUAGAUUGGAAAUAAAUUGAUUUUACAUGUAA
Elaeis guineensis (African oil palm) is the source of this 1193-nucleotide messenger RNA. RefSeq names its product trihelix transcription factor GT-3b. Lineage: Eukaryota; Viridiplantae; Streptophyta; Magnoliopsida; Arecales; Arecaceae. The record is from RefSeq and is a predicted model, not a curated record.